Messenger RNA from Penicillium brasilianum, 1848 nucleotides. The record is from the annotation of a GenBank genome assembly. Lineage: Eukaryota; Fungi; Ascomycota; Eurotiomycetes; Eurotiales; Aspergillaceae.
AUGGCACCGAACACACGUCGUACAGCCGAAUCGAGUAGGCGCCCUCGCGCUGCUGGAGGGUUUCCGAAUAGCCCGAUAGCUGCGCAGGGUCGAAGGAGCCUGGAACAAGAGAACGAUGAUAGCAAACUGGAGGAUGCUGAGGAUCGUGCGCAACAGGAGUUAGCAGAUCAGAUCCAACGAGAUAUGACUGCAUCUCCAGCGCCAUCAUCCGCUAGCCAGCCGCAAGCCCAAGCGACCUAUAUAAACCCUGCGGACGACCCAGUACCGCAGGAUAGCCGGAAGCGCAUUGAAUAUGCUGCACGCCUGCUGAAAAAGGUCACGAGCUUACCCAAGGUGUCUCCGCAGCUGACCGGAGCUUCUAACUACCGGCAAUGGCGAGAGAAUAUGGUCAAUAUGCUUGAUAUCAACUUUCUCAUGGAGAUCGUCACCGGAGAGAUCGUAGAGCCUCCGCGAGGCCACGACCUUCGCUUUGACUGGGAAAGGCUCUGUAUGAUAGCUGGAACUGCCAUCGUCAACAAUGUCGUCAGCUCUAUCAACGAGAAGAUCAAUCGCAUGGCCAAGACACCAAAAUCCGCAUGGGAACUGCUAGAGAUGCAGUACGCGGUGCCAGACGCGCACGUCGCGCAGAAAGGCUUCACGAAAGCCAUGAAUCUCCGCCUGAGCACCUGCUCCUCCAUCACCGAUUAUUGCAACCAGGUCGAAUCUGCGUGGGAGGAUAUAUUUAGCGGGUGGACGUGGUGCGAUGAAUGGGAACACUGCCGGUGCUUGAAUCUGCUGGCGGGAAUCGAUUCCGAAGAUUGGCUGAAUUGGAAGACUAGCUUUUUCUUAUUAGUUAAGCAGUCGAAGAAUCCUCGGAGAUUAUAUAACUUCCGCAAAAUAGUCUCUGCUCUCUUACAGGCUGAAAAACAGCUAAAGGAGCAUACCUCUGCCUCUUCUACCGUUGUUAACACAUCAACGACGUCUAAAAGAAGCAAGCGAGGCAACCGAGGUGGUAAUGGACGCAGCGGCAAGACGACCAGCGCUCCAAGCGAGAACCAGAACCAAAAGCCGUCAAAACCGCAGUGUGGCUACUGCAAGAAGAUAGGCCAUACUGAAGAGCGGUGCUGGGAGAAGCACCCACAUCUAAAGCCGCCGGCGAGCGAUGCUAGCUCGAAGACGACCGAGGUUAAGGCUACAGAGGCCUUAAUGACAGAGAUAUCUGAUGAGCGAGCUCCAGCCGUAGAGCUACCAGAUCUUGUCAUCCAGGCUUUUUCUACCACAACCAGCGUCCCGAUAGAUCGCUGGGUGUGUGACACGGCGUGUGACGACUACAUGAUAGCGUCACCUGAAUAUUUUGUGCCUAGCACUACUAGGAAGUGCACAAGGACAAUUAGAAUGGCAAUGGCCUCAAGAGAGGUUGAAAUUACCGUAGGCGACGUCGAAAUGGUUCUAGAGAACGGGUCAUCAGCAGAUGGGGCGCGCGUACGCCUCACCAAUGUGCUAUAUGUACCCGGAAUCAGAUUCAACCUACUCAGCGGCUCCAGACUAACAGCCAAGGGCAUCAAGUUAGAAUUCGAAGGGUCAAAACUGACCAUGAAACGGAGGGAUGGUUCUAUACUAGGUCUGGGAGACCUACGCGGACGCAGCUGGCUGAUUCGUAUCAGAGAAGUUAUCCAACAUAGCGCGAACGUUUUGGACACCUCCGUUGCAGCCUUUAAGGCGCCAAGAUCGUCAAAUAUACGCCGAAGGAACAUAUCUGCCGAAGAACGGGACGAGCAGAGAGUUAUGCAGCGCCUAGAUAGGCGCCGGGUCAAUGUCAGAACCUGGCAUCGACGCCUAGGACACCCAGGCAUGAAAGCUGUCACCUAG